CCACAUUUUCUCUAACCCUAAUCCCCAAAUCGAUUUCUCUCCCGACAAACCCUAACCCUAACCCUCGAUUUCUCUCUCAAUCCUUCAUCAAAUCGAACCAUUUCUUCUCAAUUUUUCAUCCUACAAACCCUAAUCCCUCUCAGUCUCUCUGAUUCUCUCUCAAUCUCUCGCAAUCUCUUGCAAUCUCUCUAAUUCUCUUUUGUUCCUCUCCGAUUCUCCUUCUUUUCUUCCAAUUUUCAUCAAUCUUCAUCAAUCUCUCUGAUAGCUCCUCAUGUUCGCGGUGGAAAAGGCAGAGGAAGAGGAAGAGGAAGGGGACCGAAGUCUCCGGCGAAGCGACCCACUGUCCCAAUAUGACUUCACGCCGGCGAACCCUCAAGAUCCAAUUCUAGAUACUGAGCAAAAUCCGAUUCGCCAGCCUUCAUGGGGUCUGAGUCUGAGAGAUUAUCCACCUCCUCAGCAGCUUUUCUUGUCCAGCGAAGGAUCUAGAUCUCCUCGAGGCUCUGGAUCUCCUCGAGGCUCUGGAUCUCCUCGAGCCUCUGGAACGACUCCGUUUGGAGCAUCCGGAUUGACACAUGUUAGAGGGUCUGUCUCCUCUGUUCAUCGGUUAGCCUCCGGAUCUCCUCGCGCAGUUCAGUCUCUAGCGCCUAUUCAGUCUCCAGCGCCGGUUCAUUCUCCAGUCGUUAAUCAACAACGACCACCUCUUCAGGUACCAAGAGCCUCUGUGUCUGGUCACAGUUCUCAAGCUCAAAACGUAGAGGAUGAAGAAGAUGAAGAAGCUGAAGAUGAAGCUGAAUCGGAGGAAGAAGGCCGUGAGCUCUAUACCACUGUCAUCUCUCCGACAUUAGAGCCUGGAACGACUUGGUUUGGUAAGGAUAAUGGUAAGCUGGCCCGGAAGAUCACCAAGUGUUUUACAAACACGUUUGAUGGAUCAUACUACAGUUGGAGCUGUGUGCCAACUCGAAUAAGAGAAAGAUACUUCCUUGAAUUCGCGAAACAACACACCUUGCAUCCCUCACUGACAGGUGUGGUUGAAGCUAAAUUCUAUAAGAUCAUUCAACUGCGUACGAAAGACAUGGUUAGUAAGGCAGCGACAAAAAGAGAGAAGCCGUAUUGGAUUGAGAAAACUCUGUGGAAAGAGAUGUGCAGAGGAAGAGGAAGAGGAAGGGGACCGAAGUCUCCGGCGAAGCGACCCACUGUCCCAAGUCGAUCCACAUCUUCUACUGUGUCGAUUCGAAGACCUAGAAGCCUUCCCUCGCAGUAUGACUUCACGCCGGCGAACCCUCAAGAUCCAAUUCUAGAUACUGAGCAAAAUCCGAUUCGCCAGCCUUCACGGGGUCUGAGUCUGAGAGAUUAUCCACCUCCUCAGCAGCUUUUCUUGUCCAGCGAAGGAUCUAGAUCUCCUCGAGGCUCUGGAUCUCCUCGAGGCUCUGGAUCUCCUCGAGCCUCUGGAACGACUCCGUUUCGAGCAUCCGGAUUGACACAUGUUAGAGGGUCUGUCUCCUCUGUUCAUCGGUUAGCCUCCGGAUCUCCUCGCGCAGUUCAGUCUCUAGCGCCUAUUCAGUCUCCAGCGCCGGUUCAUUCUCCAGUCGUUAAUCAACAACGACCACCUCUUCAGGUACCAAGAGCCUCUGUGUCUGGUCACAGUUCUCAAGCUCAAAACGUAGAGGAUGAAGAAGAUGAAGAAGCUGAAGAUGAAGCUGAAUCGGAGGAAGAAGGCCGUGAGCUCUAUACCACUGUCAUCUCUCCGACAUUAGAGCCUGGAACGACUUGGUUUGGUAAGGAUAAUGGUAAGCUGGCCCGGAAGAUCACCAAGUGUUUUACAAACACGUUUGAUGGAUCAUACUACAGUUGGAGCUGUGUGCCAACUCGAAUAAGAGAAAGAUACUUCCUUGAAUUCGCGAAACAACACACCUUGCAUCCCUCACUGACAGGUGUGGUUGAAGCUAAAUUCUAUAAGAUCAUUCAACUGCGUACGAAAGACAUGGUUAGUAAGGCAGCGACAAAAAGAGAGAAGCCGUAUUGGAUUGAGAAAACUCUGUGGAAAGAGAUGUGCAGAGGAAGAGGAAGAGGAAGGGGACCGAAGUCUCCGGCGAAGCGACCCACUGUCCCAAGUCGAUCCACAUCUUCUGGUGUGUCGAUUCGAAGUCCUAGAAGCCUUCCCUCGCAGUAUGACUUCACGCCGGCGAACCCUCAAGAACCAAUUCUAGAGACUGAGCAAAAUCCGAUUCGCCAGCCUUCACGGGGUCUGAGUCUGAGAGAUUAUCCACCUCCUCAGCAGCUUUUCCAGUCCAGCGAAGGAUCUAGAUCUCCUCGAGGCUCUGGAUCUCCUCGAGCCUCUGGAACGACUCCGUUUCGAGCAUCCGGAUUGACUCAAGUUAGAGGGUAUGUCUCCUCUGUUCAUCGGUUAGCCUCCGGAUCUCCUCGCGCAGUUCAGUCUCUAGCGCCUAUUCAGUCUCCAGCGCCGGUUCAUUCUCCAGUCGUUAAUCAACAACGACCACCUCUUCAGGUACCAAGAGCCUCUGUGUCUGGUCACAGUUCUCAAGCUCAAAACGUAGAGGAUGAAGAAGAUGAAGAAGCUGAAGAUGAAGCUGAAUCGGAGGAAGAAGGCCGUGAGCUCUAUACCACUGUCAUCUCUCCGACAUUAGAGCCUGGAACGACUUGGUUUGGUAAGGAUAAUGGUAAGCUGGCCCGGAAGAUCACCAAGUGUUUUACAAACACGUUUGAUGGAUCAUACUACAGUUGGAGCUGUGUGCCAACUCGAAGAAGAGAAAGAUACUUCCUUGAAUUCGCGAAACAACACACCUUGCAUCCCUCACUGACAGGUGUGGUUGAAGCUAAAUUCUAUAAGAUCAUUCAACUGCGUACGAAAGACAUGGUUAGUAAGGCAGCGACAAAAAGAGAGAAGCCGUAUUGGAUUGAGAAAACUCUGUGGAAAGAGAUGUGUCAGUAUUGGGACACUGAAGAAGCAAUAGCCAAGAGUUCAACCACAUCAGCAGCUAGGAUGUCUGGCCGUAAUGGUCUUGGUCCUCACAAGCAUGUUUCUAUUCGAAAGUCUUUCUUACAAGUAGAGCAAGAGAUGGAAGUUGAAUUGGGAAGACCUCCUACUAUUGGUGAAGACCUCCUACUUUCAGGAAGCUAAAGGGUUGCUUAAUCAUUUGUGUUGCCAUGUUUGCUCAAUGUAGCACUAAGUCAGAGUCUUAAUAGUGGAUACUGAAAUAGAAUUGCAUCGGUGUUUCGUUGGGAUCUUCAUUGAAGGAUUGAUAUAUGUUUAUUCCCAUAACCUUUGAGUAGAUUUAGCUCAAAGAUAAAAGAGUCGUCUUUAGUACUGAAAUGAUUGAGCUUUGAGGUCUAAUACAUGUCGAAGCGUUUGAAUCCUUGAAUUGAUAUCGAUUCUGAUAAUAAAAAUUGAAACUUUCU
Messenger RNA from Arabidopsis arenosa, 3417 nucleotides. NCBI's taxonomy places the organism in Eukaryota, Viridiplantae, Streptophyta, Magnoliopsida, Brassicales, Brassicaceae. The record is from the annotation of a GenBank genome assembly.